Cordyceps fumosorosea ARSEF 2679 is the source of this 1689-nucleotide messenger RNA. Its product is annotated as Amidase. The coding region runs from base 1 to 1689 and encodes 562 amino acids. The record is from RefSeq and is a predicted model, not a curated record. Lineage: Eukaryota; Fungi; Ascomycota; Sordariomycetes; Hypocreales; Cordycipitaceae. The transcript has 5 exons.
AUGGCAAACCCUCCAUGGAAACCAAUUGCUGAGUACUAUCAGGCAUCCCGAGACGCCGCCAUCCCAACCGAGUGGCUGCUCCCCUCGGCGCAGGUGCAGGAACUGAAGCAGGCGGCCAACCCCCAAGUCAUAAACGCCGCGCUGCCCGCGCUGACCCCAAGCGAGCGUGACAUCACCGCCCUGGACGCGACCGAGCUGGCCGCCCGCAUCCGGCAGCGCACGCUGUCCUGCGUCGCCGUCGCCGACGCCUUCUGCCACCGCGCCGCCAUCGCCCAGCAGCUGACCAACUGUCUGACCGAGGUCUUCUUCCACGAGGCCCUGGCGCGGGCCCGCGAGCUGGACGAGAUCCUCGACGCGACCGGCCGGCCAGUCGGCCCCCUCCACGGCGUGCCCGUCUCCGUCAAGGACCACUACAACGUCCGCGGCCACCCGACCACAGCCGGCUACAUCGCCUACGCCAAGAACGGCAGCACCACCAAGGAGGCCAAGGACCGGGACGCGCACAUCGUGGACAUCAUGCGCCGCGCGGGCGCCGUGCUGUACGCCAAGACCAACAACCCGCAGUGCAUGAUGGUGCUCGAGACGGUGAGCAACAUCUACGGCCGGACCCUCAACCCGCGGAACCUGAAGCUCGGUGCCGGCGGCUCCAGUGGGGGCGAGGCCGCCCUCGUCGCCCAGCGCGGCUCCCCCUUGGGCAUCGGCUCCGACAUUGGCGGCUCGAUUCGCGUGCCCGCCGCCUUCAACGGCGUGUACGGCUUCAAGCCCUCCGGCAAGCGCGUGCCCACCGGCGGCUGGGAGUGCACCAACUUGGGCGCCGAGUCCAUCACCGCCGUCGCGGGGCCGAUUGCCUGCAGCGUGCGCGACCUGGAUCUCUUCAUGCAGAUCACGGCCGACGCGAGGCCCUGGCUGCGCGAGCCGCUGCUGGCCAUGCCGUGGAGGUCCCGGCUGGAGAGCAGCAGCGACCCCCUAGCGGGGGGCCAGGAGAAGCUCAAGGUUGGGGUCAUGAGGUGGGAUGAGGUCGUCAUGCCUCAUCCGUGCAUCACGAGAGUCUUGGACGAGACGGCGGAGAAGCUACGACAAGCUGGACAUCAAGUCUUUGACUUUGAGCCAUAUGACCACAAGCGCGCCUGGGAUGAGAUUCUACUGCCUCUCUACUUCACCGACGGCGGCAAGGACAUUAAGAGCACCCUCGAGGCAGGACAAGAGGAAAUGCUUCCCUGCGCAAGCGAGCUCAUCCACGAUCCCAUUGUCCGGGAGCGCUCCGUUCACGAGAUUUGGAAGCUCAACAUUGCACGCGACCAGUAUCGCUCGGAAUAUCUUCAACGCUGGGCCGAGACGGCCAAGCACAGCAGCAGCACAUCCGAGGAGAAGCCCAUGGACGUGCUCAUCUGCCCGGCCGCACCCAUCCUCGCCACCCCUCACGACGUCAAGCCCUGGUGGGGAUACGGCGCCCUCUGGAAUCUCCUCGACUUCCCGAGCGGCGUGCUUCCCGCGGGCGAGGUGCUAGCCGGCGACGCCUAUCCGGACGGGUAUCAGCCAGUCAGUGAGCUGGACCGGAAGAAUGCUGAGCUUUGGGACAAUAGCGCAUACUUGGGAAUGCCAGUGGCCAUUCAGGUCGUCGGAUUGACGCAUGAGGAUGAAGCCGUUGUCGGAACGAUGGGCGUAAUUGACCGCCUGGUCAAUGCUUAG